AUGUAUAGCAGACACAGUUUUUAAAACAUUGGCAAAAAUGAAAUUUAUUAUUACAAUAUUUAUUUUAAUCAGCUUAUUAAAUGUAAGUUUUGGAAAAAUUUAUACAGAAUGUGAAUUAGCCACAGAGUUAUCUAACAAAUUUGACAUGAAAUACAAAGAAAUUCAAAAUUGGGUCUGUAUUGCUAAAACAAGCAGUAACUUUGACACAUCAAGAAAAGAACAUUUUUCUAAAAAAAGAAUUUAUUAUCAUGGACUAUUUAUGAUAAGUGAUCGUUAUUGGUGUAGUCAUGGUGCAAAUCGAACUCAAGAAAAUAUUUGUAAAGUCAGGUGUUCAGAAUUACGUUCAGAUGAUAUUGCUGCAUCUGUGAAUUGCGCAAGAACAAUUUACAAAGAAGGUGGUAACAGCUAUAAAAGAUGGGGUAAAACAGCAAAAGAUUGUAAAAAUAAUUUACCAAAUUUAAGGCACUGUUUUACAAAAUUGUUUAAAUUACCAAAAGGAAAAGACUUGAAUAUGAAAAUUUAAACAUUUAAUUAAUAAAGUAUGAUAAAAGCUAUCCGUUUUACUAAAAAUCACCAAGAAUAUCCAGGUGAAGAAUGGUUCAACCACAGAAGAACGUUAUGAUGUGGAUACAUCAAUCACAUGUAUUGAAAUAUUUAUUUAGAACAUCAAUAUUACGGGUAAAAGUUAAUUUUAGUAAAAUAAAGUGCAAGGUUUUGUCAAAUUCGAGCGCCCAGUUUACCAAUUUGAAGCUUAUUUCGUUGUGGGAAAAGUUGGUACGUCACACAUUUGACCUAUUUUUUAUAUUGAACUUAUGAAUUUUAAACUUGUGUCAUAGAGAAAAAAGUUGAUGCAUGCGACCCUCUUUUAAGUAGGGCGAAUUAAAUUUGAUAUAGUGUUUAUUAUUUAUGGAAUAAUAUAUUGUAAUUUU
This is a messenger RNA of Chrysoperla carnea, 929 nucleotides long. Its product is annotated as lysozyme-like. The transcript has 3 exons. Lineage: Eukaryota; Metazoa; Arthropoda; Insecta; Neuroptera; Chrysopidae. The record is from RefSeq and is a predicted model, not a curated record. The coding region runs from base 38 to 523 and encodes 161 amino acids.